This is a messenger RNA of Cuscuta epithymum, 333 nucleotides long. Lineage: Eukaryota; Viridiplantae; Streptophyta; Magnoliopsida; Solanales; Convolvulaceae. The record is from the annotation of a GenBank genome assembly.
GAAGGCGUAUGAGGGUGUUCCUACACCUUAUGAUAGGGUGAAGCGAAUGGUUAUACCUGAUUCCCUUAAGGUAUUGAGGCUCCAGACUGGGCACAAGCACUGCUUUCUUGGUAAGCUGUCAUCUGAGGUUGGCUGGAACCACUAUGACACCAUCAAGGUUCUCGAGGAUAAGAGAAAGGAGAUAUCAAAAGCGGCAUAUGAGAGGAAGAAGCAAUUGGCAAAGCUUAGGAUCAAAGCUGAGAAGGCUGCUGAGGAGAAACUUGGUCCCCAACUUGACAUCCUUUCGGUUGUGAAGUACUGAACCAUGUUUUUGGUUCAUGCGUAAAGAUUUUG